This is a messenger RNA of Monosiga brevicollis MX1, 648 nucleotides long. RefSeq lists its product as uncharacterized. The transcript has 3 exons. The record is from RefSeq and is a predicted model, not a curated record. Bases 1 to 648 code for a protein of 215 amino acids. Gene Ontology annotation, biological process: sterol biosynthetic process. Gene Ontology annotation, molecular function: iron ion binding; C-4 methylsterol oxidase activity. NCBI's taxonomy places the organism in Eukaryota, Choanoflagellata, Craspedida, Salpingoecidae.
AUGGAGUACCUGCAGUCGUUAAUGCAAGACGCAGACUUGGUCCACUUUGUGACCACGGUCUAUGUAUGCAACCUCGCCACCUGGGGCUGCCUGGCCAUCUUCUACGAGCUCUGCCACCAUUUUCGCUUGUUUCAAGACCGGCUCGUCCGCCCCGUCGGCAACUACCCACCACCCGACCUCAUCAAGGCCGCCCUCAUUCAAAACCUGUUGGGCAACCUUGUCCUCUACCCCAUCUUUGCUGUCCUGAUUUACAAGAUCUACGUGCACAUCCAUGGCUCUGUCCCUCUGGAAUGGCCCGCGCUGCCUUUGAUCCCCUUUCAGAUCCUCUUUUGCAUGCUCGUCGAAGAUACCAUGUUCUACUGGACCCACCGCACCCUGCACCACCGCCGCAUCUACAAGUACAUUCACAAGCAACACCACAAGUUUCGUGACAGCAUUGGCCUCGCCGCCGAGUAUGCCCACCCCGUGGAAAACCUGUUUGGCAACGUGGUACCACUGUGGAUGGGCCCCAUGCUUUUAAACGCCUCAUUGCCCAUCAUCUGCCUCUGGUUUGUUGACAGUACCGCCUUUUGCACCCUCGUCAUGACGCUCCUUUGGCCCGCAAUCAAGCUGACUUUGUGCCUGGUGUUUUGCAAUGCCUUGAAUUGA